AUGUCAUCAAGAUGCACCUGUGCGCGUUUGGCGCGGCUCCCCGUCGCUGCUAGGUCCAGCAUCAACCUCACACGACCCUUCUCGACCACGAGCGCGAAUCUAAAUGUGCCCCCCGAGUCCCCGGGCUGGAUUCAAGUCCCGGUCCCCCCCCAGUCCCAGGCAUCUGAGCAGAAGUUGCCCAACGUGAAGGGAACUUUGCCUGUUCCCCGUGACCCUUUUGCGCAUAAGGAUGCGGAUCGCAAGGUUCAGCCCGACUACCUUCAGCAGACGGCCCCCAAGCCUACGAACGAAGCUUCCAAGAAACCCGUCGAGCCCGGCUCUCGCCUUGAGCACCGCCGCCGUAUGGCUGACAGUCGUCGCGAGAACCUCGAAACGGCCCUUCAGGGUCUCUACAAGCGCAAGCAGGAGCGCGUCGAAAUUGUCACCGCCGCCUCCAAGAAGCGCUUCCGCGAACACCAGCGCGCGGCCAAGGCCCCCGAGCGCUGGGAUGACCGUCUUACUCGCAGCUCCGUCCUUUCCUCGCUGGUGAACUCGACCACCGUGCAAUUGGACCCCAAACGUUACGAGCGUGCCGAAGAGAGCAAGGGCAGAACCGCUGCCCUUGCUCAGCAGAAGAGCGAACAGAGACAGGAUGCAUUGAUGGAGAUGUACAUCAACGCCUCCAAGUUCAUCGUGUCCGAGGAUGAACUGAGUAAGGAGUUGGACAAGCUCUUCUCCGAGGACUUCUGGAAGCGCCAGGGCAAGUCUAUGGCCCACGACUCCGACAACGCCUGGGAUGUGUGGGGACAGCCCCCGACGGUGCAGUCCAUGCUGGACGAGAUGAUGAGGAAACAGCAGCGAGCCAUCGACUUCCAGCAGAGCGAGCAGGACAGGACCGUCAGAAGGCAGAAGACCAUUGCCGAGGAGCUGACGGGCGGCAAGAUGGAGUAG
Colletotrichum truncatum is the source of this 930-nucleotide messenger RNA. RefSeq lists its product as uncharacterized. Lineage: Eukaryota; Fungi; Ascomycota; Sordariomycetes; Glomerellales; Glomerellaceae. The record is from RefSeq and is a predicted model, not a curated record.